Mercenaria mercenaria is the source of this 1296-nucleotide messenger RNA. RefSeq names its product E3 ubiquitin-protein ligase DZIP3-like. The transcript has 5 exons. The coding region runs from base 268 to 1296 and encodes 342 amino acids. The record is from RefSeq and is a predicted model, not a curated record. NCBI's taxonomy places the organism in Eukaryota, Metazoa, Mollusca, Bivalvia, Venerida, Veneridae.
UAUAACAAUUUAAAGGUAUGAAUAUUCACAUUUUCUCCUUUUUUUUCUCACAUGACACAACUUAUUUGACAAAAUAAGUUUAUCGUCCCUGAUUAACCCGUGAAAAGGUGUACAAUCAAUAACCGCCAUGACUACUGGAUAUUGAUUUACAUUAAUUCUAUUUGGAAUAAACAUGGGGAAAUAACAUUUAAAAUUUAUUGAUAAUUGAACACAACGGGACAGUAUGAGAUCCGAUUGCAAGAGAAUGUUUGAAAGUAAUAGACAAUAAUGGCUACUGCUACUGCAAUAAUUCCUUCGGAUGAAAAGGCCGACGGGUUACGGCUGUUAUCUUUGGUUAUCGAUGGGGGAACUACCGUUCUCAGAUACAGAUUUGAUCAAUGUAUUCCAACCAACGACCUACAGAACAAGCUGAACAACCCAACUGUGCGUGGAAAACUGAACAGUAUGAGAAAAGGCAAGGUUUUAACCACAGAACAGUGGAAAGUACUCUAUCCUAUGUAUGGGCAGCCUAAUUCUGCAGAUUUUGACAUUUCACUGCUCGCAUGUUUGUUGAGAUAUAUAUGUGGACUAGAUGAACAGUCGCCGAUGUGGACCUGUAUACCGCCCUCUUUUAACACUUCAGUGGAGGCGGAUAUAACGAGAUUGAGACAAUGCAGGAACGAGAUGUCACAUAUGAAGUCCACUCAUUUGACACAGCAGGAAUUUCAACAGAAAUGGGGCGAUAUGGAACAGAUUAUUUUACGUUUAGGCAAUGGGAUACCAGAUCUUUCUGAAAAUAUUCAAAGUCUUAAAGAAGAAAAUAUAGAUCCAGCGAAAGAACUACAACUUUUAGAGACAUUAAAAGAGUGGGAGGAAAGAGACAAGAUUCUAGCAAUUGAAAUGGAGAAAGUAAAUGUGAGAUUAGAUGAGAUGGGAAACGAAGUUGAUCAAAUUAAGGAUUCAGUAAUAGCACAGAACAAAAAAAAAACGGAGUCUGAAAACGAACUAAAAAAUCAAGGGCGUAUGCUGGAUAUUAUGGCGGCAAAAGAACUUGAUACAGAAAAUCGUAUGAGCACUCUAAACAUAGAAGUAUCUGAUCUUGGAAAUAAGAUAUCUUCUAUACAAGAAAAACAGAAUACAUUAGACCUAAAAGCGGAAGAAGGAAGAAAGAAUUUGACAGUUGAACAUGAAAAACUGUAUGAUCGUCUAGAUAAAACUGAAUCGAAAACAAAAGAGAUCGAGUCAGCUGUGCUUGAUAUCAAGUUAAAAGUAACGGAAGACAAAAAAUACAAGUACGAAGAUGUGUCAUCGAAUUGA